AGCUAAUGAGACACCAGAGAUAAGAACACUUCUGUCACAGAGUAUUGAUCUUCAAAUGAAAUUAUUUCGUAUACAAGUAGCAAUGUUAUAAUACUACUGAAUUUUCCAGAUGUAUAGAAUUUCAUAGAUUAAUUCCAUUUGAAAGUAGUAAUUAUUUUACGUCAUUUUAUUUAUGACGCCUUACCAUUUCAACUAAAAUGUCGUCUCUAUGUUCAAAACGAACAUUUUCGGGGUUACUUAAAUCGUAGCCGUGAAGACAAUGCAGUGAAAGUAGGAAUAAUUUUAGAAAAAAAUAUACAUUGUAAGAAAUUGUAUUUUUUUUUCACGAAUUCACGAUGGAAUAUUCCCAGGAAGAAGAUCUAGCGGAUUUGGGAGGGGAACUAUUCAUCAAAGAGGUGCCUAAGGAAACGUCAAAUAGCUUAGUGGUUUUAAGAAAGGCUGGUGAAUUAUGUGAUGCUGUGAUCCAAGUAGGUGAUGAAAAAAUACCUGUUCACCGUGUUAUAUUAGCUGCUGCCUGUCCCUAUUUUCGAGCUUUGUUUACAAACAGUAAGUUUGAAUCUGACCGUCAUACGGUCAAUAUUACUGAUAUAUCGGCUCCGAUUAUGAGCAAAAUUAUCGGUUACAUGUAUACAAAUGCUUGUAAUAUCAAUGAUGAAAAUGUAAGUGAUAUUUUGAUUGCUUCAGAUUAUUUGAACAUGACUCAUCUACAAGACCUUUGCUGCGAUUAUUUAUCAUCGAAAAUUUCUAUUUUUACCUGCAUCAAUAUAGAAAACUUUGCAAAAAAAUUUUUCUGUGAGAAGCUCCGACAGAACGCGCAUAAAUUUAUAUUGCAUAACUUUACUAAAGUUUACACUGGCUGUGAUGACUUUCAACUACUAGAUGACACUUCACUUCAUGAAAUAUUAGGCUCGGAAGAACUGAAUAUCAAAUCGGAAGAGAUUGCUUUUGAAGCUAUCAUAAAAUGGAUUGAUUAUGAUCCACCGAAUCGAAAAUGUCAUAUUGCUAAACUGUUACGAAAUGUACGUCUGGCACUUUUGACGACCAAUUAUUUUGUGGAAAAAGUUAAAGUACAUCCAUAUGUUCACGAGAACAAAGACUGCAAAUCUCUUGUUAUUGAAGCGCUGAAGAUUCUAUACGAUUUAGACAUCAAUGAAAAUAAUUUAGUAGCUGACAACAUUAGUAUUGCACGACCAAGGCUGCCGUAUGAAAUCAUCUUCGUUUUUGGUGGCUGGAGCGGUAGAUAUGCAACGAAUCUGAUGGAAACAUAUGAUUCUAGAGCAAAUCGCUGGAUGAAAUGUAAAGGAGUAAAAUCUGACUUCCGAGCCUAUCAUGGAUCGUGUGUUCUAGACAGAUAUGUUUAUAUAAUUGGUGGCUUUGAUGGCAUGGAGUACUUCAAUAGUGUACGCUGCCUGGACACAACAUCGCAAGAGUGGAAAGAAGUAGGACCAAUGCACAACAGAAGAUGUUAUGUCAGUGCAGCUGUGUUGAACAAUGAAAUCUAUGCUAUUGGAGGUUAUAACGGAGUGGUAAGGCAGAAAACAGCCGAACGUUAUAACAAGGAAAAUAAUCAGUGGUCUUAUAUAACUUCAAUGAAUAGCGCCCGGAGUGAUGCUGCCGCGACAGUACUUCGGGCGAGAAUAUACAUCUGUGGAGGUUUUGAUGGAAUUGAAAUCUUCAGCUCAGCUGAAUAUUACUGUCCAAUUACUGACCAAUGGACCAUGAUAACACCAAUGAGAAACUUAAGGAGUGGUGUCAGUGUUGUAGCCCAUCAGGAUUUUGUGUACGCACUUGGUGGCUUUAACGGAGUGACCCGCAUCAAUAGUGUCGAGAGAUAUAGUCCUACCAGCAAUUCGUGGCAAACCAUACAAGAAAUGGAUACUCCUAGAAGUAACUUUGCAGCUGUGCUGUUGGAAGACACAAUAUUUGUGAUUGGAGGAUUCGAUGAUCUAACGACGAUAGCUUGUGUGGAACGUUAUGAUGACACCGUUGAUCAGUGGUUUAAAGUAAGUGAUAUGAACCUUCAUAGAAGUGCAUUAAGUGCCUGCGUUGUUAAAGGACUACAAGAUGUGAGCAAAUAUAUUUACGAGCGCGCACAGGAUGAUAGUGCUUGGAAGUGGUUUUAACAAGUACGAAAAAUAUGAGUUUAUUGCCUUAUACCCAAAGUUGGUCGGGCAAUGUGUUAAUAAAUUGAUUUUUCUUUUA
Molecule: messenger RNA, 2202 nt
Organism: Octopus sinensis (East Asian common octopus)
Lineage: Eukaryota; Metazoa; Mollusca; Cephalopoda; Octopoda; Octopodidae
Product: kelch-like protein 10
Exons: 6
Coding region: 336-2123 (595 amino acids)
Molecular function (GO): protein binding
Source: RefSeq, a predicted model, not a curated record